GCUCGAGCUCAGACGAGCCUAUUCAAGCUCAAGCUUGGUCGUGCAAUAAGCGGCAAAUUGAGCUCGCUCGAGCUCGAGCUCGAAUUGCUCGUAGCCCGAGGUCGAGCUCGGGUUUUGAAGCUUGACCGAGCUCGAGCCCACUAAAACACAAACCGAACCACCCGAGCCUAAUCUCAAAGUAAAACCCUACGAAAACCCCUCCCCCCCUCUUCUUCGUCGUUAUCUCUCUCUCUCUCUCUCUCUUUCUGCUUAGCUCUUCUGCCUUCUGCAACUAUUCACUCAAAGCAGAGCAAAGCAGAGAAGCUCAGAGGCAAAGCGAAGAAGACGGGAGGAAAAUGCCGCUCGGGUCGAGAGGUCCAUGGGACAAGAGCGAGUCCCGUUACUGUGGAGUGGAGACCGAAUUCAGCGACGAUGUGCCCGGCCUCCUCUCCUACAAUAUCUCUUCCGGCGGUUUCGACUUCGUCGUCGCCCCCCUGAUGAAUCCCAGCUAUAGGCCGAGCUCUGUGGGGAAAGAUGGACGAAAUUCGAGUGUCAUGCCCGUUGCUGGCUCGGACUUGGUCUUGAGUCCAUCCGAGUGGAGUAGCCGUGUCGUGGGCAAAAUCAGCUCAUGGAUUGACUUGGAUUCUGAAGAUCAGACCCUCCGAUUGGAUUCUGAAACUACACUGAAGCAAGAACUGGCAUGGGCUUCUCACUUAUCCUUGCAGGCAUGCUUACUUCCUGCACCUAAAGGAGCAUCAUGUGCAAAUUACGCCAGGUCUAUAAAUCAAGUUCUGCAGGGUUUAAACAACAUGCAGUUAUGGCUUAGGGUACCACUUGUGCAUGUUGAUGAUGAUCCCGAGGAGAAAAGCUCUUCUCACCCGAAUGAUUCUUGGGAACUUUGGAAUUCCUUUCGACUUCUCUGCGAGCAUCACAGCCAGCUCUCUGUCGCCCUAGAUAUUUCGAGCUCAUUACCUUCACCAAACUCGCUCUGCCGUUGGUUUGGAGAGCCUCUUAGAGUGGCCAUACUAAAUACUGAUUGUUUUCUUACAAAUACACGAGGCUAUCCUUGUUUGUCAAAAAGACAUCAGAAUCUUGUAACUGGGUUUUUCAACCACUCAAUUCAGAUAGUCAUUUCAGGCAAAUUGCUGCAUAAACUCCAUGGGGGGAGCUCGGGUUCAGCUGCUUUAAAUAGUAAUAAUAAUGCUGAACGUGUGCAGACGCAUCCAUUGAGGGUCUAUUUGGACUAUGUUGGCUAUCUAUAUCAAAAGAUGGAUCCACUUCCUGAACAAGAGCGAUUUGAGCUAGGUUAUCGGGAUUUCUUACAGUCUCCAUUGCAACCUCUUAUGGAUAAUCUGGAAGCCCAGACCUAUGAGACGUUUGAAAAAGAUACGGUGAAAUACUUGCAGUAUCAAAUGGCCAUCGCUAAAGCUUUGACAGACAGAGUCCCAGAUGAUAAAGUGUCAGAUGUGACAACGGUACUCAUGGUUGUAGGAGCAGGACGAGGACCCCUUGUCAGAGCUUCACUGCAGGCUGCUGAAGAAACUGGCCGCAAGUUGAAAGUUUAUGCCGUGGAGAAAAAUCCAAAUGCAGUUGUUACUCUUCAUAGUUUGAUUAAGCUAGAGGGAUGGGAGAAUACUGUAACCAUAGUUUCUAGUGACAUGCGCCACUGGGAUGCUCCUGAGAAGGCCGACAUACUGGUUAGUGAAUUGCUAGGUUCUUUUGGGGAUAAUGAGCUUUCUCCUGAAUGUCUUGAUGGAGCACAACGGUUCCUAAGACAAGAUGGGAUUUCAAUUCCCACAUCGUACACUAGUUUCAUACAACCCAUUACAGCUACGAAGCUGUACAAUGAUGUACGUUCCUUCUUUCUCGUGUUGCAUUACAGGUCCCUUGUUUUUUGUUUAUGUCCACUUUGUGCGAGUAGCUGUGCUGUGUUGCAGGUGAAGGCACAUAAAGAUCUAGUUCACUUUGAAACUGCUUAUGUUGUCAAGAUGCACAGUAUAGCAGGACUUGCUUCUUCACAUCCUGUAUUUACAUUUAUACACCCUCAGCACUCUGUGGAGAUCGAUAAUCGGCGUUAUAAGAAACUAGAAUUUGAGAUAUCAAGAGAUACUGGCUCAGUGAUGGUUCAUGGAUUUGCUGGCUAUUUCGAUGCUAAACUCUAUAAAGAUGUUCAUCUCAGCAUUGAACCAUCCACAGCAACUCCAAACAUGUUCAGCUGGUUCCCAAUAUUCUUUCCGCUGAGGAAACCUAUAUGCGUAAAACCUGGUUUGCCUCUGGAGGUUCACUUUUGGCGAUGCGUUGGUUCGACCAAGGUUUGGUAUGAAUGGUGUGUGACGUCUCCGUGCCCUUCACCCAUUCACAACCCCAACGGCCGUUCAUAUUGGGUUGGACUCUGAAACAUGCUGGCGAUUACCUAGCCAUGAAUUUUAGCCUGGGUUUAACAGCCAAAGAAAAGAUGAAGAAAAGGAACUUAUCUCGGGUUUGUAUGAUGUAGAAAGAGAAGUUAGAGGAUCUGAUACGUGUUGUAACCAGGGAGGUCUCCUUGCUGGAAUUGUGUGACGAGAAAUGGGAGAAACUCAUGAACAGCAGAUUAAUUAUCACUAGAUGGAUCUGAUUGCCUGCAACACAAGGCCGAUCGAUGUGGUUAUAUACCUUUUCUCGGGUUACAGUCAGUCAUAUGUGUAACAAUUGAGUAAAUUUCUGACGAAUAAUGACGGGAAGCAUGGCUUAUAGGUUUUUGUUCUGGUUAACUGGUUGUUCAUGGGGACUCGAAGGGAGGGGUUGUGGCAUCUGCCCAACACCCAUUCCGGUCCUGAAAAUGGAUGCCAGGCCUGGGAAAUGGAUUGGUGCAGGAACGAAUUUUCCGUUCUGGAUUGAUUCCUGAUGCAAUGGAAGAGGUACCAAAUUUCAGUUGCAGCC
Punica granatum (pomegranate) is the source of this 2898-nucleotide messenger RNA. Lineage: Eukaryota; Viridiplantae; Streptophyta; Magnoliopsida; Myrtales; Lythraceae. The record is from RefSeq and is a predicted model, not a curated record.